AUGGGAGCGGACGCCGAGUGCGACCGGAUCAGGGGCCCGUGGAGCCCGGAGGAGGACGAGGCGCUGCGGCGCCUGGUGGAGCGCCACGGCGCGCGCAACUGGACGGCGAUCGGGCGCGGGGUGCCCGGCCGGUCGGGCAAGUCGUGCCGCCUCCGGUGGUGCAACCAGCUGUCGCCGCAGGUGGAGCGCCGCCCCUUCACGGCCGACGAGGACGCCGCCAUCGCCGCCGCGCACGCCAGGCUCGGCAACCGCUGGGCCGCCAUCGCGCGCCUCCUCCACGGACGCACCGACAACGCCGUCAAGAACCACUGGAACUGCUCCCUCAAGCGCAGGCUCGCGAGCGCCGAGCAUGAGCGGCCCUGCAAGCGGGCGAGCGUCUCCCCGGCGGAGAGCUGCCCGUCGGGAUCGGGCUCGGACCGCAGCGACCUGAGCCACGGCGGCGUGUUCCACGGGCAGCAGGUAUACCGCCCGGUGGCGCGUGCCGGUGGGUUCGAGCCGGCCGACUGCGCCAUGAGCCGGCGGCACGAGGUGGUGGAGGAGCCGCAGGACCCCCUCACGUCGCUCUCCCUCUCCCUCCCUGGCAUGGACGACGCCCUUCACCACGGGUUCCGCCACAACAGCUCCGACAGCCACUUCCACCAACGGCCUUCCCCCUUCUCCCCGUCGCCGCCGCCCGCUCGGGCGUCCACCGCAACUCCGACGCCAUCGUACCUUUUCAGCCCCCCGUUCGCUGCUGCAAUGCAGGAGAUGAUUCGCGACGAGGUGCGCCGGUACAUGGCGGGCGUUGGGUGCGGCGCGGACCUGUCGAUGCCACAGGUGGUGGAGGGAGUGAUGCGCGCGGCGGUACAGCGCGCCGGCGGAGUCGGCAGGACGCGGUGA
Messenger RNA from Lolium rigidum, 879 nucleotides. RefSeq names its product transcription factor MYB44-like. The coding region runs from base 1 to 879 and encodes 292 amino acids. Gene Ontology annotation, cellular component: nucleus. Gene Ontology annotation, biological process: regulation of DNA-templated transcription. Gene Ontology annotation, molecular function: DNA-binding transcription factor activity, RNA polymerase II-specific; RNA polymerase II cis-regulatory region sequence-specific DNA binding. Lineage: Eukaryota; Viridiplantae; Streptophyta; Magnoliopsida; Poales; Poaceae. The record is from RefSeq and is a predicted model, not a curated record. The transcript has a single exon.